UAUAGAUGGCACCUUUAAUCUCUGAAACAUGCAGCAAUUCAACAGCCCAAAGUAGCAGCAUGCAACCUAAUCCCCAUAAUAAAUGGUCAUGCUCUGUUUGUACGUACCUGAACUGGCCUCGUGCUACAAAAUGUACACAGUGUUCUUCUAAGCGCAAACAAUAUCCUUCACCAACUGAAUCUUCAAACUACACUUUACCUGACCAAUCAAAUAAUGCUACAGUAGAUUCAAGUACAGCAUGUGUUCUUACAGAUAGUUAUUAUAAUGACAGAAAUAAGUCAUGGAGUCGCUCAAUCAAAUGGACCUGUACUUCAUGCACUUACGAAAAUUGGCCCAAAUCCUCAAAAUGUGUUUUAUGUCAUUCUGCAAGACCUAAGGUUGAUCAGUCUUCUCAGACUAUUUCUGAUAAUGAUGAAAGCCGUUCUAGGCAAUGUCGUGAUAUACCAACUGCCCUUUUUUCCCCGGUGUGCCCAACCCGUCGAAAUGAUCGUAUAACAUCUGAGACUACAGAAAUUCAGGUUUCAACUCCCCUGGCUUCAGCCAGUGAUUUACCUAGAUCACAAAAUAACUACAUAGAAGAAUGCAUACUUCGCAAUGCCAGGCGAAAUAAUCGAGAGGUAGAUUGGACCUGGUUAAAUGCAUGUACUGGUGUGGUAGAUGGAGAUGCAGAACCAGUUAUUGAAUACUUAUCUAUGGGCGGCGAUCCAGCUCGGCAGCUUAAUGCAAAUGAAGUUGCUCUUUUGAAGAGACCAUCAGCUUUUGAUGCUGGGUAUACACUAGUGCAUUUAGCUAUUCGUUUUCAGCGGGAAGAUCUGUUAACCCUUCUGUUGUCUCAUACGGGUGUGACUAGACCAGCUGCCAAGAGAGUACCUGCAGAUAUAAGUCGCACUUUGUCUGCUGAUAUACGUCACAUGAUUGCUGUAUCUCUGAAGCAACGAAGAGGAGAGUUUCCUUGUCAUUUUGUUACCGACUGUGUUACUUUUUCUUUGCCUGCUGAAAUAGAAGAUUUUCAUCCUAGAGUACAAGAAAAAUUAUUUGAUGACUUACUUGACAGAGAUGCUCAGAAAGAGCUAGAAGAAGAAUCACCUAUAAUAAAUUGGUGCUUAGAACUUACUGCAAGAUUAGGGUCUAGGCUUUAUGCUCUCUGGAACCGCAGUGCUGGAGACUGUCUUCUAGACUCUGCCCUUCAAGCAACAUGGGGAGUGUUUGACCGUGAUAAUACUUUGAGACGUGCUCUUGGAGAAAGUCUGUGUGAAGCAGCUGCUGUAUUGUAUCCUCGUUGGAAAGAGGCUGAAACUCUGCAAGCAAAUUUGCUGCAGUUUUCUUUAGAUGAGACCCAGUGGCAAGAAGACUGGGCUAUGCUUUUAUCUCUUGCAUCACAGCCAGGCUCGGCCUUGGAACAAAUGCAUAUUUUUACUCUAGCUCACAUAUUGCGUCGACCAAUCAUUGUGUAUGGAGUGAAGUAUGUCAAGAGCUUUAGAGGAGAGGCAUUAGGUUAUGCCAGGUUUGAAGGCAUUUACUUACCUUUAUUAUGGGAACCAACAUUCUGUUGGAAGUCUCCAAUUGCACUGGGUUAUACGCGUGGUCACUUUACAGCUUUAGUAGCCAUGGAACCUGAAACAGAAGAUGUUUUAGGAGCUGGUGCAAAUACACGUUCUGGUGAUGACUUAAGAGUGAUAUUUUUACCCCUAAUGACAGUUGAUCAUCAGAGGCUGCCAGUGCACUUCUUGACUCAAGAAGAAUUGGGCCAAGAGGAAGAAAUUAUGAAGCAAUGGCUUGACUGUUGUGUUACAGAAGGUGGAAUCCUUGUAGCUCAGCAAAAAAUCUCAAAGAGGCCACUUCUAGUAGCGCAGAUGGUUGAGGAAUGGUUAGCAUUUUAUCGAGGUCUCACACGUAGGCCUGCAAUUCAUUCAUCUUCUCCAGAACCUCACACUCAAGUCUAUUCUAGUGAUGGGGAUUCAGAUCAAGAAUAAAAUAAAGAAGGAAAUAUUUGCAAUCAGGACAAAGAUAUGUAUAUAAAACUUUUCAUGUUGCUUGUAUGAAUGUGAAUAUCCCGUCCAAUGAAGGAGGACUAUUUUAUGUCAUAGCUUCACCCUGUAAAUUUCCAACAUAGUGGGCAUAUUGUCCCUACUCAGCUAUUUUCUCAAGUUCUGUACAGAUAGUAAGAUGUGUAUUUAUUCAUUGUAAAUUCUUAAUUUAGCUCAACUAAUAUUUAUUUUGCUCUUAAUCAUGUGAUUCUAGAGCUUUAAUUUGAAACUUUUUCCCCAUUGUAUAUACUUAUGACAUCGUACAUUUGUGCUGUAGAUUGUAAUUAAGAUGAUAUGCAAGCGUUUUCUUAUUUUUAUUUUAUGAUUGUUGAUUUGUUUUAAGAGGAAUCUACUUUUGUGAAUCUUUCCAAAAUUAGCAUACAAAUGUAAGUGUGAUAGCCACGAUUGUUUUCAUUAAAAAUAUUGACAAGGUC
Stegodyphus dumicola is the source of this 2461-nucleotide messenger RNA. RefSeq names its product ubiquitin thioesterase trabid (gene trbd). The record is from RefSeq and is a predicted model, not a curated record. Gene Ontology annotation, cellular component: cytoplasm; nucleus. Lineage: Eukaryota; Metazoa; Arthropoda; Arachnida; Araneae; Eresidae. Gene Ontology annotation, molecular function: cysteine-type deubiquitinase activity; K63-linked polyubiquitin modification-dependent protein binding. Gene Ontology annotation, biological process: protein K33-linked deubiquitination; positive regulation of Wnt signaling pathway; protein K29-linked deubiquitination.